AUGGGUACAUUCAAUCUGACAGAAUACAAUAUAACUUUUUUCAGUGAUAACAAAACCGAUCAAGUACCGAAUGGAACAUUAUCUCUGUUUAAUAACUCCUCAUCAACUCGUUUUUAUGAAUGGGUUUUAGUCUGUUUGUUUAUAAUAGUAUUUAUAAUGGGGCUAGCUGGAAAUGCUUUAGUGUGGUUCUCAGUUUCGAGGAAUUCAAGGAUGCGAUCACCAACUAACAUAUUUCUAGUGAAUUUAGCUCUUAGUGAUUUCAUGGUUCUAUUGCUCUGUCUACCACCGACUGUUGUAGCAGACUAUACUGGUAUGUGGAUGUUUGGCAGUGCACUGUGUAAAAUAAUUACUUAUUUACAGAAAGUGUCAGUAUUCGUGUCGGUGUUGACAUUAACAGCUAUCUCUCUAGAAAGAUGGAUGGCCAUCUGCAGACCAUUGUGGUUCCGGCAAACAUCUUUGAGAUCACGUAGAAUAAUGGUCAUAAUAUGGAUUUUGUCGUUAGGGGCCGCUAUCCCCGAUUUAGUAGUUAUGACUACAAUAAAUGUGUAUACACCUUCAGGAAAUGUAGUGAUUUGUCAACCGGGGUGGAAUGAGUUUCAAGAAAAAAUAAAUUUGUUAUUCAUGUUCAGCGUAUUUUACGUUAUACCACUCGGCAUUAUGACAUUCGCUUACACUAAAGUGGCUUGUUGUUUAUGGAGAAGUGCCUCUUCUGAAAACAUCGAAUCAGCAGUUGCAAGUAUUCCACGAGCUCAACUUAGGAUACGAAAGCAAAAAGCAAGAAUGUUGAUCGUUGUUGUUCUCAUAUUUGCUAUUUGCUAUUUACCUGUAUAUAUGUUAUUCAUUUUAAAGUGUACAGGAGUAAGAAUCUACAUCUCCCCUGGUGCCUUCAAGUUGGUUGUAUUAUCAGCACAUUGGUUGUGUUACUUCAACAGUGCCAUUAAUCCAGCUAUUUAUAAUUUCAUGAGCUGCACAUUUCGGAGAGAAUUCCGCCAAGCAUGCAGAGCUUGUUGUGUUAAAGAAAGACAGCACAGAUUUUCUGAAGGUAAACCAUAUUAA
Lottia gigantea (owl limpet) is the source of this 1056-nucleotide messenger RNA. RefSeq lists its product as hypothetical. Gene Ontology annotation, biological process: G protein-coupled receptor signaling pathway. Gene Ontology annotation, molecular function: neuropeptide Y receptor activity. NCBI's taxonomy places the organism in Eukaryota, Metazoa, Mollusca, Gastropoda, Lottiidae. The coding region runs from base 1 to 1056 and encodes 351 amino acids. The record is from RefSeq and is a predicted model, not a curated record. The transcript has 5 exons. Gene Ontology annotation, cellular component: membrane.